Messenger RNA from Cladocopium goreaui, 1182 nucleotides. The record is from the annotation of a GenBank genome assembly. NCBI's taxonomy places the organism in Eukaryota, Dinophyceae, Suessiales, Symbiodiniaceae.
GAACCGUGAUGGUGUCCUCUCUCGUGCGGAAUAUGCCAAGCGUAUGGAGCUGCCGGAUGGAAAAACCCAGGUGACUUCGCGAGGCGGCCUGAAUGACAAGUUGGAAAGUUUCAAACAGUACUUGGUUGAAUGCGAAGAAACAGGUCCCCUGCAAUAUCGUGUUGUAGAGAGCUUCCUUGUGGCCUUGGGCACCAUUUGCUUUGUCACCCGUGUGGUAUCCCCAGACAUUGCAGGCGAGCUAUUCCUGAAGGAGGUCGAGGAUAUUGUGAACGUGUCCUUUUUCAUCAAAUUUUUGCUGCUCUUUUGGAUCAACGAGUUCGAUAUCUCCUGGCUCUUCACGGGCAGCGGUGCUCUAGACGUAGCAAGCUGCCUCCCGGUGCUGUGCAUCCCUGCGAGAAUUAUCGGUGGUCCCGGUCUGGAGCAGACCACUGACCUUCUACAGAUUGGUCGCUUCUUGCGUCUUCUGCGGGUUGCCCUUCCCUCGGACAGUGGCCGUGGAAAAUGGCGCUGGUCUAGGACUGUGCCAGUGACGCAGCAGAUCAUCGCGGUGUUGUUGUCCUUGUUGGGAACGACAGUGGUGUCUGCAACGGUGCUGUAUUCAUUUGAGAAUGAUCCCUCCUUCGUUAGCUUGGAAGCCACUGAGCGGAGCUUUGAAGAUGCCUUGAUCUACAUGGUCAACAUCUUUGCUGGACGUGAUCCUCCUUGGUAUCCUGGUAAUCCACAAGCGAAGAUUGCCUCUGUGAUUGCGACAACUUCUGGAAUCAUCUUUAUUCCCUUCUUGGUGGCCAGAUCCGUGGAACUGUUCAUGUCCAGCGAUAACGCAGCGGCCUCCAACUUUUUGCCGGGUGCCGUUAGAGCUGGUAGCCCUGCAGGCGUUCCGGGCGCGGGUUUGGACUUGUGGGUAGCAGUCCUGGAGCAGCUGGAUGACCUGGAAGUCAAGGGGCUACUGGCGCCUGAGGACCUCAGGCUUUUGCGGCAGAUGUGUCUGAAGAAAGACUCGCGGCUGGCCAUACUUCAUCAGCGCUACUGCAAACAGUAUCCCAUCAAUUACCAGCUCUUCGCUUCUCGCCUUCUGGAGCUUCUGGACAUGGGCCGAGAGGAAAUGAAGCCCUGCAAAUCUUCAAGCACCCAAGGUGCCUGUGUAGAAUCGUAAGCCAGCAUGGGUAUGAGUGGAACACCAGG